AUGGGUCUGAAGGGGGCAUGGUGUUUUCCAUGGUGUGGGUGCCGGAGACAGCGGGGGACUGGAAGAAGAGCAGGUCUGGAUCCAGCUGCCCCUCCAGAUCCAGAUCCCAGGCCACCUACAUCCCCCACUGUGGCUGAAGGAGGGAUAUCCUCCUUAGAGACUGGUGCCUACUUCAGCAGAAAAGCUCGACUCUCCUUCCGCCACCAGCUGCAUGACAUAGCAUCAGCCAAUGACUCCACCAUUUGA
Molecule: messenger RNA, 246 nt
Organism: Talpa occidentalis (Iberian mole)
Lineage: Eukaryota; Metazoa; Chordata; Mammalia; Eulipotyphla; Talpidae
Gene: CUNH17orf114
Product: chromosome unknown C17orf114 homolog
Exons: 2
Coding region: 1-246 (81 amino acids)
Source: RefSeq, a predicted model, not a curated record